Messenger RNA from Prunus avium (sweet cherry), 1631 nucleotides. RefSeq names its product SNARE-like superfamily protein. The record is from RefSeq and is a predicted model, not a curated record. Gene Ontology annotation, cellular component: membrane. NCBI's taxonomy places the organism in Eukaryota, Viridiplantae, Streptophyta, Magnoliopsida, Rosales, Rosaceae.
UAUUCCCUUUCUUUUCGAGGGUUGCUUCCCAUGGAUCCUACUGUUGAUUCCUCCUUUCCUUCGGAGGAGUCCAAACCCUAGAUAUUUACAGAGAGAUUUGUGUAGAGAUAGAUAGUGAGGAAGAUCUUCAGGGAAAUGAUUUAGAGAGAGAGAGAGAGAGAGAGAGAGAGAGAGAAGAAGAGAAAAUCUACAAGAAACAGGUUUAGAGUGGGGAGGGGAUUUGCAAGAUUUGAUCUUUCUGAAUCGAACACCCACGAAACCAGUCGAUAUUUGCAGACAGCAAAUCCCAAUUAGAAGCUCCGAGUUACUAUGCGAAUUCUCUCGGCCUCCAUUCCAAAUCAAAAUCCCAUGUCCUCCUUCAAAUCCAGGCCAUUAAUUUGCCAUUGAAGCCUCAAACUUUUUGAUUUUGUUGAAGAACAAUUCGAUGAUUUCGAAUCCAAAUCUCAUUUACUACGCCUGCAUUGCCCAUAAAAUCACAAUUAUCGGCGAGUUCUCCAAAGAACCCGGUCUCGGACCCUUGGUUCAACAAUGCAUCGAGAUAACCCCACCUCACCAUUCCAUGUACACUCACACGGUGAGAAAAAGAACCUACACCUUCUUAAUCCAUGACCCCUUUGUCUAUUUUGCUAUAUUCGAUGAUGAUCUUGAUCAGUCCGAGGCUCUUUCCUUCUUAAACCGCCUAAAAUGCGAUUUUGAGGAGGCUAAUGGAAGUGGGUCGAUAUUGGUUCGUGAUAAUUAUGCCUCCCAUUGCUUCCAAGCUCAGUUUGAUUCGAUUAUCCGAAAAAUAAUGGCCUCGGACUUGGAGUUGCCCAAUUCUCCUCCAGCCAGUCGAAAUCUCAGCUUGAGUUCGAGCAAAGGGAAGAAAUUGGUCUUGACACCGCUGCUUGGGAAGAAGACCAGCGAAGGGUUGAAGAAGAAGAAGAGAUUGUCUGGGGAGCUUAAUGGGGAUGUUGGCAAAGAUGUGACCACAAUGGAGAAGAAGGUGGAUGUUUGUGAUGACGUUAAUGGUGGGUUUAGAGAUUUUUCAUUGCAAACACAAAAGAAUGGUCCUUUGCUUUCAGGUGAUCGCCAAAAGGCCAAGCAAGUUUGGAGGAAACAUGUUUGGGUGGUGUUGAUGCUCGACUUGUUUGUCUGUGCCAUCUUGUUUGGGAUUUGGUUGUGGGUUUGCAGGGGAUUCAAGUGCAUUGACAGUUGAAUUGGCUGAUCUGGAAGGUUGUGGCGUCUUCUUGGGAGAUGUUUCAGUGGUGUAUUGUGCUUUUGCUAUACUUGAAGAUGAAUGAGAAUUCCGUAACAUUACAAACAAGCUCUUGGAGGGAUAAGUUAGCGAAAUCGAUCGGGAUGGGUUCACAGGCUCUGUUUAUUGCUGUACUGGUAACUUUCUUGGCCCUAUCGGUGAACUUCUUGUAUGUAUCUUAAGCGGUAUAACUUGUGUUAUACAGUUAGCGAUAAGCCUUUUCAUGUAAUGCAUCAAAUUGUGUAUACUUUUAGGUAAUUACUGUGCGGGCAUUGUGUUUACUUUCCUUCCAUUGUUUUCAGUUGAUGUUGUAAUUGCUCAAAUGUUUUGAUAUUUGGGUUUACCAAUAGAAACUGUUUGUUGGCAUUAAUGGAAGUUGUUGAUUGUUUCUGAUUUU